Messenger RNA from Lobosporangium transversale, 1244 nucleotides. RefSeq lists its product as hypothetical. The transcript is spliced from 5 exons. NCBI's taxonomy places the organism in Eukaryota, Fungi, Mortierellomycota, Mortierellomycetes, Mortierellales, Mortierellaceae. Gene Ontology annotation, cellular component: methionyl glutamyl tRNA synthetase complex. Bases 55 to 1200 code for a protein of 381 amino acids. The record is from RefSeq and is a predicted model, not a curated record. Gene Ontology annotation, molecular function: tRNA binding.
UGCUACAAGACAUGCAUUCUUUUUUAAAUCAUUCAAGCCUAUUUUUUAUACGCCAUGUCUGAUACCGUUACGACCUCUUUCUUGAAUGCUUGCCAAGGUCGCCUUGGGGGUGCAGAGCUUUUGGAAGGCAAGACUGACAGCGAUCGCAAGGAGAUCAAAGAAUGGAUCGAACGUUUCGAGAAAGAUCUUACUCCUCUUGCCAAGGCUUUAAACGAACAUCUCGAGACUCGGACUUAUAUAGUCGGACACUCUAUUACCAAUGCCGACCUCUGGACAUUUGUCAAGAUCCAUGAACAAUUCAGCGCCAUGUCCAGGGAUGGUCAGUUGAAGCGUCCUCAUUUGACUCGCUGGUUCGAUUUGAUUCAGGAACAAACUAGCGAGUUGGGCCACUUAGCACCUAUCAUUAUCGAUCUUGAGGCUCCUGAGCUUCAGAUCCCUCCCAAGGAGAAGGCUACAUCUGCAAAAGCUAGUGCUGGUUCUACUAGCGCCUCAGUAGACGAGAAGAAGGCCAAGAAGGCUAGCAAGAAGGAGGCCAAGACGGAGGAGAAGAAGGCCAAAAAGGAAGCUAAUGCUGCUUCUGAGGAGGGCACUACCACCACCACAAAUACAGGUGACGCUCAAAAGAAGGAAAAGAAGGCAAAGGCUCCCAAGGCCCCCGCCGCUCCUGCUGCACCUGCUGCACCUACCACCCCACAGCCAUGGCAAGUUGAUCUCCGUGUCGGAAGGAUUUUGAAGGUCGAAAAACACCCAGAUGCAGACUCAUUGUAUGUUGAGUCUAUUGAUGUUGGUGAGCCUGAACCUCGAACAGUCGUCAGUGGAUUGGUCAAGCAUAUUCCUAUUGAGGAGAUGGAGAAUCGUUGGUUGGUCUGUGUCUGCAACUUGAAGCCUGCUGCCAUGAGAGGCGUCAAGUCUUUUGCUAUGGUCUUGGCUGCUACUGAUGAUGCUGGCAAGCUCGAGCUAGUUGAGCCACCUAAGGGAUCCAAACCAGGAGACAAGUGUUACUUUGGUGACUGGAAAGAUGAAAAGCCCGAUGAGGUUAUGAACCCCAAGAAGAAAAUUUGGGAGACUAUCCAGCCUGGUCUCCAUACCACAGCCGAGCUUCGUGCUGCCUGGAAGUCUGAUGAAGGCGCCGUCCAUGUCCUACAUACUGAACUAGGCGAUUGCACUGUGCCCUCUGUCGUUGGCGCCAAGAUCAAAUAAAAAGAAAGUAACCUAGACCUGCCCUUGUCAUGUUUUACCUGAGC